Molecule: messenger RNA, 1065 nt
Organism: Pisolithus orientalis
Lineage: Eukaryota; Fungi; Basidiomycota; Agaricomycetes; Boletales; Pisolithaceae
Exons: 4
Source: RefSeq, a predicted model, not a curated record
GUUCUCAUAACUGUCUUCCAUGUUUUCGCCAUCUGCUUGACCACAUUCCGACUUGGCUUUCGGUAUUACAUACGGAGACUAUGGUGGGACGAUUUUUGGGCUGCCCUGUCAUGCUGCUGCACCUUCGUAUGCUUGGUCGCUACCUGGAUGCUCGCCUCACCUCUCGACAAUCCAUACAUCCAGACUAACACGCUUGGAAUCGCUGCUCAAUCGCGAACGACCCAUGUCAUUUCAUGGUGGGUGGACGUGCUAUUUUAUACCUGUUCUAUAUGGUUCGCUCGUCUUUCGAUUGUGUCAUCCUUCAUUCGCAUCGCUCCACCAAGCUGCAGUCGCACAGCAGCGCUUGCCGCUGCCGCCUUUUUCGUUGGCAUGUGGCUAUACAUUAUGCUCGCGAAGACGAUUCCCUGUGCCAUUGACAGAUCAUGGUAUAACGUGGCCUUCAUUCAAUGUCCCAUUCCUGAGUGGGUCGCGAUAUCAGAGGUCAUAACGGACUCGCUGUCCGAUAUCAUCCUCGUUUGUCUUCCAUUACGAUUACUGUGGCGGCUCCGCGUUCCUUCAAAUCAGCGGACCAUGAUUAUAGCGGUGUUCUCAUCGAGUAUCCUCACGAGUAUUAUCAGUGUCAUUCACACAACAUAUAUUAUCCCACCUACUUUCAUUGGAGGGGUAACUGCAGAUGUCGAGUCUGCUGUCUCUCUCAUAGUCUGCAACCUCCUUGUCAUCGUGACCUUCAUUUAUCGACUCAGACAUGGCGGUCGCGACAUGGGAACGUGCGACAAAAGCGCGUCUGGCUGCCUCACAACCAUCGAAUUUGGAAUGAGUGCGAAUUCCGAGUCGCGGUGUCCGACGACCAACCGCACCACUGGUUCCGAUGGUGGACACUUGGGUUCCCAGGCCUACUCAAACUUCAGUGAGGAAACGUAUUUGUCUGUCUUGCCACAAAAGCGUAGCGUGCUCUCCGAUGAAGAAAUAGAGCUAUCUCCUGUACCAACAAGAACGUUAUCAGGCUCAUCGUCACCGUCAUGGCCACUUGCUCAGUCACCAGGAUGUUUAUCUCAUUUGAGCUGA